Messenger RNA from Talaromyces stipitatus ATCC 10500, 1292 nucleotides. RefSeq names its product dipeptidyl peptidase III, putative. Gene Ontology annotation, cellular component: cytoplasm. The coding region runs from base 1 to 1035 and encodes 344 amino acids. The transcript is spliced from 8 exons. NCBI's taxonomy places the organism in Eukaryota, Fungi, Ascomycota, Eurotiomycetes, Eurotiales, Trichocomaceae. The record is from RefSeq and is a predicted model, not a curated record. Gene Ontology annotation, molecular function: dipeptidyl-peptidase activity.
AUGUGUUUUCGAUCCAAAUCCGAUCAACCACAAGACGAUGCGCCGCAGGAAAUACCGAAGGUCAUUAUCACCAGAGCAUCGACAGACCGCGCGGUCUUUGGUGAAGAUGUUGAGCUACGUAUGGAGCAUGUGGAAAGAUACGAGUCACAUGUGCGGGGCUAUUUGUCUAUGUUGUUUCUUGAACCAACUCUUGUUUUCGCUGUCACCAUUUCACAGCUUACAAUGGGGCCACCUCAGAUAUUUCAGCUACCUGUGGCGUCCGUCUUCAGCGCUCUGGACGAAAAGCAGGAAUUGUACGCCCACUACAUGGUCGAUAUUGUGUUUCCUGGUAUCAACCUUUCCAAUCACAAUGACAUUCGCCAAGAGACAAGCUACAAGAAUAUUAUAUUUUCCAACCGCAUGAUCGCAGAAAGUCAAAGAUCCAGGGGCUUGCAUAUGGUCGACGAGGCAGAGCGUCACAUCUUUAAGGAACACCGCCCCCAUGCAUACUACAUCUGUGCUUUGCACGAGAUUCUGGGCCAUGGGACAGGACGGUUUUUGGCCGAACCUGGUCAAACUUGGACUGGGGUACUAGGAGAUCUCUCGGCGACUGUGGACAAGUGUAGGGCAGAGCUUGUUGGUGCAUUUUUGAUUGAUGAGCCGGAGAUUCUAGGGUUAUUUGGUUAUACUCAAGAUGGAGAUAUCAAGCCUGAUGAUGUCAUUCACAACAUGUACCUGCAGCUCGGCGCUGAUGGACUUCGAGGACUGGAGAACUAUGACCCGCAUACAAAGAUAUGGGGCCAAGCCCACAGCAGAGCUCACUACGCUAUUCUUCGGCACCUUCUUCGCAACACCAAGGACCUCUACACAGUCUUGUAUGAUUCUCACAAUGGAAAUCUAACGGUGAAAGUUAAUGGUAACAAUGUUCUCCUGCAAGGAAAGCCCUCCUUGGGUCGUAUGUUGCUAAGGCUACACAUAUACCGUUGCACGGCUGAUAUUGCCGGCUGCCGCGAAUUCUACGAAGAUCUUUCUAGCGUGGAUGGCGAAGCCUUAUGAUGGAGAGGUGUUGUGAUGGCCAGGAAAGACCCUCCUUGGUUUUCUGUCAUGCGAACACAUUCAUCCAUGAGAACGAUGUUCAUGUACGCGAAUAUGAGCCGACAGCUAGAAGCGUUGUUCAAAGCUGGGCCGAGCGGGGAGUUGAUUCGGAAGUCAUAGAGACUGGAAUGGCUCUAUUAGAAUAAAUAUGAUCAUGGCCUCGAAUAGUCUAUGAGUAGAAGUCUUAUCCAAGAUUGUCAAUUGUAUUCUUAUUGGAC